Messenger RNA from Leptomonas pyrrhocoris, 3600 nucleotides. RefSeq lists its product as hypothetical. Gene Ontology annotation, cellular component: Golgi apparatus. The coding region runs from base 697 to 3600 and encodes 967 amino acids. The transcript has a single exon. Gene Ontology annotation, molecular function: transferase activity, transferring phosphorus-containing groups. The record is from RefSeq and is a predicted model, not a curated record. Lineage: Eukaryota; Euglenozoa; Kinetoplastea; Trypanosomatida; Trypanosomatidae.
AGAUAAAGCUGGAGAACAAAGAAAGCAACUUGGUGGUUCUGCCCAGGCCCAUACGUUUUAUUUUUUUAUUUUGAGAAAGCAUACCCGCGCUCGUUCCUCUUUCCACCCCUCCGAGUCGUACCUGACGAGUACCCUCCCUACAUCAACCCUAUCAUUGUCAUACUUCGCUGUCAAGUCGGAGCAUCUAGUAUCAUUGAAUUUACUCUUUUUUUUUCCUCUUUUUAAAACAAAGUGUAUUUUCCUCUCUUUCGCCGCAACCAGCCACCUUCUGUUCUUUUGACACUGCCGAUCUGGUGCAGCUCACAGCAAACGCGAAACCCUCUUUUCUUUUCUUUCGGCCAACAAAGAAGCCUAUUUUCGCAUCUCCGCACGCUGCCAAAACUACUCGUCCUUUGUAGUUCGAAAAAAGCUGUUGCCGUCACAACUGGUGACACGGAAAGGUGGAACCUCUUUGCCGUAUAGCACAACCUUACGCCGUGACGCUUCUAUCUGUGAGGCUGCUUUCUUCAAAAUUCUUAUUUAACGUUCACUUUUUUUUUCUUUCGCUGUCAUCACUGCAGACGCAUCUUCGCAGUUCGAUUUUUACUAGCGCAGUAACCGUAACUAACGGAAUAGCUAUUUUUUCGUCUUGAUAUAUAUACAUAUAUAUUUACGCCUGAAAGGUACAUAGCUGACCCGCACCGACAACAAUCGGCCAUGCGUAAAAUAAGUUUACGGCACCAGCCCACGGAGCUGCCGCUGCCCAUGGGGGGCGCCCCCCGUGCGCCUCUGCGGCGCAACCGGCGGCCGCGCCUGUCGCUGCUCACUCUCUGCAUCGUUGCUGGCGCUUUCUUUAUCAUCUUCGGGCUGGCGAUUCUCCGCAGCACUUCUCCCAUGGAGGCCUCACAGCGCGUGCGGGACACCGGCCGCAGUGCCCUCACCGCCGAAGAAGGACAAGUUGCAGAGGAGGUGCGGAAGGAGGCGUUACGGCGACAGCAACAGCAGUGGAGUAGCGCGCCCCCGCCGCCUACUCUAACCCUGCCUGUAGUGGCUGACGCUGGCGAGAACACCAAACGCCAGCUUUCCCCAACAGACGCUGCUGUGGUGGUCACGCCGACCACGACCACCACCACAAAGCUCCCCGCACCGCCGACGCCAGACCCCCGAGUCUUCCAACGCACGGGGCGGGAAGGGGAGUAUCGGCUCGAGGAACCGGACCGCCUGCCUGGGCUUUCCAUCAGCCGCCGCACCUACACCGCUGCCGAGCUGUUGGAGAAGUUCAGCAACGUGGAUUACAUCUACAGCUUCGUCAACGGGACGGAGGCAAACCAUCACUAUCGCAAGGAGGUGCGGGUAGCGUGCAUAGCCGAUGUCUUGAGGGCCGAGAACGAAACGUACGUCUCCGGCUACCCCAUGCUGGUAGACUCCGCAGCGACCACAACCACGAACGAUCCGCAUGGCGACACCCGACGAGAGAACCGCAGCAAUCAAGGGCAGCCGACAAACACGGCUGCGGUGAACCCCUUUGCGGCGCUGAGCUGUGUGCCGAAAUUUAUGUCGGACGGCGUCGACGGUCUGAAAACGGUGGGGAGCUUCUUAGAAAGCGUGGAGGGCGACGCACGCAACGGCGCCGACAACCGCGACCGCGAGACCGACGAGCUGCGGCACAGCAUUCGCAGUCUGGAGCAGCACGUCCAGUGGCACCGCGGGCGUGUGGUGAUUGUGUCGCCCGGGCACCACCCGACGUGGGUGGACGGCGCGAGGAACUUCCUUGCCGGUGUGUGCGGUGGCGCGUCCGUGCAGGCGCUGCGCUCGCGUGGCACGCAUCUGCGGCUGACGACGGUGCACCAGGACGCGCUGAUGCCGUACGGGAUGCGGCUGACGGCUGACUCGCACGUGAUUGAGCAGCACAUCUGGCGUGUGCGGAACACGACCGCCGUGCACGUGUACAUGAACGACGACUACUUCGUGAACCGCGACGUGGCCAUCACGGACCUGUUCAACGAGUACGGCGGCACCAUUGUGCGGACGGAGGAAGGUUUCCUUCAUGAGGGUGAAGUGGCUGACAAGGGCAUUUCCUGGGCACGAGGUGUGCGUCAUGCACAGCAGUUUAAUAUUCAAGAGCUGGACGUGCAUCACGAAGAUGAUCUUCCAGCGAAGUUGGUGGAGAUGUGGACGACGCUGGGCCGGCUGGAGAAUUCCACCUUCACGGACACCGCCCACAGCUCUCUUCCGGUGCUGAAAGGUUCGAACACGGACGAAGCCGUCGAUGUUGCGCGCCUGUUCCCCGCUGAGCCGAUGCACUCCACGCCUCUGGAGCCGCGACGUCCUCGCCGCUACGCCACCCAUGCCCCCUUUGUGUACUGCACGAACAUGUUCCGCUUCUUAUCGACGCGCUACGAGCGCGAGUUCGCGUCAGCCGCACUGCACCACCGCGCCCGCGUGGCGGCAGACUUGUUUCUGCCGUUCCUCUACAACGCCUUCAUCAUGGCGCGGCCGUGGCAGGCGUCCCCUCAGUUCCUGCCCUACCUGAUGCAGCUGCACCGCAGUCGAGGCCGCACACCCACCGAGGCGCCGCCGUCGCUGUCCAUUUCGUUGGACAACGUUGACGGGUGUGCACCCGCGACUUUGUUGGCGGGACAGGCAUCGAAUGGCUGUGUCUUCGGGAAGUUCUCUGAUGACAUAGCCGAAAAUCAGCGCGUCGUAGACCUCAUUGCCCGCGCAAACCCGCUGUACUUCAACAUCAACGCCGGCUUCAAAACGGUAGCGGAGGCGGAUCACCUUCGCGCCUACUUGCACGAUAAGUUCCCCACCCCGGUGUAUUUGGAGCAGGCACCCGCCACGACUGCGGCAGACCCGGAGGCAGCCGCCGCUGACGGGGACGGGGAGAAGGACGCAACGGCGGCGGCGGCAGCGGCGGCCAACGUGGUGGCGGAUGCGGUGCUGCCACCGCUGUUUGAUGCGCUGAUGGCGCUGCCGGUGGUGGGUGUUGUGUCGUACGAGGAGGGCGUGUGCCCGCUGGUGCGCAGUCUGUCGCUCGCCUUCGCCGGCCACCACCGCGGUCGCGUGCACGUUGCUGUGCAGCGCUACGGAGAUGGCGAGGCCGACGAGACGCUGCGCGAGGCCCGCACGCGGCUGAGGAACCGUGUGAUCAGCGCGACGCCGGUGCUGAAGUGCGCGUACGGCUCAGCGGUGAAGGUGGCGUCCUCCGCCCGUGGAGAGGGCGUUGCGGACGUGGCGAGGCGCGUGCUGCAGGCGAGCGACGGAGCCGGCGUGGUGCUGCCGUCGACGUGCGGUGCCGGGGACGGUGGCGCUGCGGGGCUGCGCGUGCGUGGGUUUGUGAUGGAUGCCCGCACGCCGCACGCGCCUGUGACGAGCACCGCUGCGCUGCGUGCUGCGCUGUCGAUGCCCGGGCAGACGCUUGCGUUGGAGGACUUCCGUGCGAUGCGUGUGGGACCGGAUGACCGUGACGUUGUGCUCGUGCUGGCCCGCGAGGACGCCGCGGCGAAGGCGGUGCACUGGAUCGACGGCGCAUCGGAGAAUGAUCUGCUGCUGACGUACCCGCUGCCGCUGGAGGCGUACGAGGACAUGACUACACCGCUGGCUUGGGCAGUACCGUAG